Helianthus annuus (common sunflower) is the source of this 2885-nucleotide messenger RNA. RefSeq lists its product as uncharacterized. The record is from RefSeq and is a predicted model, not a curated record. The transcript has 6 exons. Bases 729 to 2573 code for a protein of 614 amino acids. NCBI's taxonomy places the organism in Eukaryota, Viridiplantae, Streptophyta, Magnoliopsida, Asterales, Asteraceae.
ACCUCCAUCCUAAUCUGCCCAUUUCAUUUCAUUUCUUCUCUUUGGUGGUAGUUGCUUCAUUUCCGUCGUCGUGCUGCUCCUCCGUAUCCCCAAUUUAGGAGCAGCCGGAGCCUAUACAUUCCGAUGAACAAACAACAAGUAUAUAAUUAUAAAUAAUCAUCAUCAAUAAAUUUAAAACACAAAACCUACUCUUCACUUCAUCUUCUUUUUAUCUUUACUUUCCUAACGCAUUCUCUUCUUCUUCUUCUUCUUUUUUGUUUUUUACUUUUGGUUGCAAUAUCUUACAUUGUAUCUUCCUGUUGAUUACCGAUUGAUAACGCUACCGCACAAUUAAUUAUUACAUAUUAUUGUUCCUGAUGACGUUAUUGUGUUCACCACCGGUCACAUAUCGGUGCUGAUUAUCUGCAUCACCAACUGUCACCCGAUCCUUUAUUUAUUAAUUAAACUUUUUUCCGAUCAUCAAUUUGACUAACCUUUGCUUCGAACUGGAUCCCGAUCUAAAUUUGUAUUGUUUUUGUUUCUAAUCUGUUGAUAUUUAUGGAUGUUGUUCGUGUAAUCGCUUCUGAUUUUGCGGAAUCGGUUCCGAUUGCUGGAUUAUCGGUUUGGGGAUGCUCACAACUAUUAUAAGUUCAGAUAAUCUACUAGUUGGAUAGUUUGUUAAGAGGAAUGUGUUCAUUAGUUUGAUUGAAGAUUAAGGUUUCGGCUUUUGGAGUAAGAAUUUGUGUAUUAUGGGAUUGCCACAAGAUUCGUAUAUCGGCGGUACUUCUGAGGUUGCAGGGAUAUCAAGCACAUUGGAGCACAAGUUACCUCUAAUUGAUGAGUACGCUUGUGAUUCGACUGAUGUGGAAGCAGAUAUUGUCGGUGAAAGCCCUGGGCAUUCGUUUGAUUCGUUGUUUGGUAAUUGUGGUGGUAAAUCCUCAUUGGAGAGAUUUGAAUUUCCAGAUUCUGUUUUUAGAGAGUCCACUGAUGAUGUCAAGGUGGAUGUUCACCUAAAUAAGUUUGAUUCAACUACACCUAAAUCUAUACAAAGUUUCAAGGCUCCAUUUUCUAGAAUUGUGGGAUUUGAAUCUGACAAAAAGGAUGCGUCUACGGCCAACAUAAACAUGAAUGAAAAGAAAAUAAGCGUGUCAAUGGCGCGCAAGAGAAUGUUGUCACCGUUGAAUACUAUGCUUUCUUCCCACCCAUUUGACGGUGACCAUAUAGAUAUUGGCCGUCUGCAUGCCAAUACUGAUGAUCAAAAGGUGAAGAAUUACAAGAAAGCCAACAUAGGAAACAGUAAUCAUUCCUCUAAUAACAUAUUACAUAAUUACAAUUGUACAAGUUCUAGUUUUUCCACAGAUGGACCCGUUCUUGAGGAAAACCAAGUGUUAUCUUCGUUCUUUCCAUCCGGGUUCAGGGAUUUUGACAAUUCAAGUAACCGAAGAUUGCAGACCAGCUUGAUACCAAUACCAGCAGACAAGGUGACCCUGACCCGUUCUUCAUCCCCACUAGAUCCACGAUUUAGUAAUGCGGAGAGAGAAAUGGUCAUGGGUACUAUACUUGAAUCCAGUGAAGUUGAAUAUAGGAUGUCAAGCAAGUCAUUUGACGAAGUUGGUUGUUUAUUUGAUGAAAUCGGGUCAUGUUCUCCUAAAAGUUACACCGGAAAGAGCUGGCCUUUUCACAAAGAUUUGGAAACUAGCACUAAUAUUCGGAAACUAAGGUGCAAAAAAAGGGGUCUGCCUGUUAGGAGGUCGUUGGUCGGUUCUUUUGAAGAAUCAUUGUUAUCAGGUCGGCUUUCAUCAGGUGACAUAAGCAAGAAAAUCGAUGGAUUUAUGGCGGUACUCAGCGUGAACGGGGGAAGCUUUUCACCAAAAGCUCGGAAACUUCCUUUUGCAGUUACCAGUGUUGAUGGAGAUAAUUACUUAUUGUACCAUGCUUCAAUAGACCUUGCAGGGAAUUCCUCAUCAAGCAAUUUAAGAAGCCAAAUUCGGUUUCAAAAUGAUGAUUCUCAAAGUAGCAAGAGUCGUUUGCGAAUUCCUAUGAAAGGGCGGAUACAACUGGUUUUAAGUAAUCCAGAGAAGACACCUCUUCAUACUUUUUUCUGUAAUUAUGAUUUGAGCGACAUGCCAGCUGGCACGAAGACUUUUCUACGGCAUAAGGUGACUUUAAGUUCAGAAAGUGGUUGCUCUGGUCAAACCAUCACAAGAAAUGAACCUGCUGGGUGCAACAGUAAUACCUGCCAGGUGGAUGGUGACCUGGCUUCCAGCUGGCAGGAUACCUCCAGUAAAUAUAAAAGUGUAUGCUCAAAAAUCAAUGGAAAUAAUAGUGCCAUUGUUGGCGCUCUACGCUAUGCUCUUCACCUUCGUUUUUUGUGUCCUCAUAGAAAAUGUUCAAGACUGGUUCAGAAGUUUGAAUCUGACCCUUUUCCUCAAUCUGAAAAAAAUAAUUUAAAUAAAAACGAGGAACGGAAGUUUUUUCUGUGUAGUGAUUUGAAGGUGGUGUUCCCUCAGCGCCAUUCAGAUGCCGAUGAAGGGAAGUUACACGUUGAAUAUCAUUUCCCUGAAGAUCCAAAGUACUUUAAUAUCGACUUGUGACAUGUAUCUAUAUGAGGUUGAAGAACAUAACACAGUAUAUGGAUAUGAAGCAUAUGUUGUUAAAAAACAAGGAGUUUGAUCAAUUUUGGUUCAUUAUGUUGUGAUUAUUUGAGUUUAUGAGGAAGCAACCAAAUGCAGUUACAGGAAUUUGGAAAUAAAUAUGAAGGCCUUGCAUGCUAUUGAAAGCCAGAUGGUCUAGUCUAUGAAUAUAUGAUUUACAUGUGUUUUUUUGGUUAGAGGUAUGAAUUUUUGUAAUAUUAAAAGCAUUUGGUCUCCUCAUGUUAUGCCAUUAUCUUGUGGUAUGUUGUAAAA